Molecule: messenger RNA, 1167 nt
Organism: Saccostrea echinata
Lineage: Eukaryota; Metazoa; Mollusca; Bivalvia; Ostreida; Ostreidae
Product: protein C10-like
Exons: 3
Coding region: 15-377 (120 amino acids)
Biological process (GO): post-embryonic development
Source: RefSeq, a predicted model, not a curated record
AUUUUCAUUGCAAGAUGGCAGCCCCCAUACAACAUUUUUCAUUACAGGAUUGUAGAAAUGCCUUAAAUGAUAUUUUAGAUGCCUUCAAAGAGGGAGAUAACUUCCAGAGAUUAGAAGAAGCAAAGGUUGCUGCUGGGAAUGAUAUGCUGCGAUGUAUGCAAAUUGUAUUCCCAGUGGCCACAAACAUUCAGAUGGACGUUAUAGAAAGAUAUGGUUUCCCAGCAGAUGGAGAAGGUAUUAUUCGAUUUACCCAAGCAGUAAAAAUGUACGAAAAACAGGAUGAGGAAAUCCAGCAGUUGAACCACACCUUGAAAACAAUCCUAAUACCUACUGUUACAGUUAUACCUAGUGGACCAGAACAGCAUAAUGGGUCAUGACCAACUUUAUACAGAAGCAGUGCCAUAAAAAGUUGUGUUCUCAAAGUUUUCAUACCACAGACCCAAAAAAUUCGCUAUAGAUCUUCUUUGAUACCUUAUACCUAUGUAUGUAAUUCUAUUUCAUAAAUUCAUCAUGUGAGCAACAUUUUCUCUGAAGACUGCCUAGAAUACAACAAAUAACAUGCAUUCAUAAUUAUUAUGUUACAAUUGUAAAGUGAAAUAAAUUAUCAAUAUCUUACUGUUCUUACCCAAUGUACCUGUAGAUGCUUUUUCACGUCAUUUCAUUCAGAUCAUUCUAUCAUAAACACAAUUUUUUGAGCGUCAUUUUUGUAAUGUAAGUGAUAGAAGCAGAGAAAACUGGGCCUCACCUUUUUUCUUAAAAAAAGUUGUAUCAUGUCAAGUAUUUAAGGUGAUUAUUUUUGAAUGAGUGAGAUAGCCCAUUACUUAUAUAUGUUUUGACAAUUAACAUCACAGACAGCAUUUCAAUGUCUUCAAAAUUUGAAAAAAAAUAAUAAAUUUAUUCCUAGAAACAUAAAAAAUAAAAAGGUCUUUUCAUUCUAUUUACAGACAGAUUUGUACCACAAUACACUUUCAUCUUGCAAAUACAUGUAUUAAAAUACGAUGAAUUGGAUGCAUUAAAUGAACAAAGAAUUUAGUCCUCUGGAAGUAUUUUUAAAAAUAUUCACCUUGUGAAUGCACUUGUUAAAAUUGAACAUUUUGAUAAUGAUCCUUUUAAAUUGUAAAAAAAACAUUUAUUUUAAAAAAAAUAUUUUAAUUUUAAUUGCAUGUU